AUGCAACUGGGGCGCUCCCAUGAUGGCGGGGGCCUUACCAGGGUGGUGUUUGGGCUGCCUGGCUGUGCGUGGCCACACGAUGGCCUGCUGGAGGAGCUGAACCUGCUUCCGUGGUGCAAAGGUGUGUGCGACAGCGCACCUGCGUGCAAGCUGUGCCUGCGGGGGCGUGUCGAUUGCUGCGUCCGCGGGUGCAACUGUGGUGACAGCGCUUUGCAGGCACGUGAUGGUUGGUGCGGGGCCCAGACGUGCUCGGUGUGUCUCAGACAGCUUUUCCGCGGGCUGCGGCGCCGCCGUUGCCGCCAUAUGAUUGAUUCCGUCUCGAUUAGUGCAUGGUGGUCAGCUUCCAGAUGGCCAGGCUGUACUUGUGCUUGCCCCGGGCCGGCAGGCUCUUUGGCUGUGCCGGUGGGUCGUGCUUGUCGGGCUGGCGCCGUUCUGCCGUUAUUUAUCGGUCGCGACCCCCUCAGCAUGCACGUGCGGGCCCUAGUUGCGCGCGAGCGGUGUUGUCAUUCUCUUCCUUUGUUUCUCUGCUGCACUGUCCCUUCCUCUUGCCGCGAGCGCGGUGCAAAAGUGCAUCGGACUGCGCGCGCUGUGCAGCUUUUCCUGCGUUCGAACCCCGAAAGCCACAGCAUGCCCUUGCAACUUGUGCGUCAUGCGCUACCGCAUCGCUCUCCGCAGGCUGCGUCCGGAGAUUGCCCUUACCCGAGAUUCGUUUCUUCCUGGAAGGCCCGCCGAUACCGGCUGCCGCCGUGUGUGUUCCAUUCUCAUGGCAGACCCGCAUUUAACCCGCACAGACUAUGCAUUGCCUGUUGCUGCACUCCUUCGCCUAGCUGUAGCCCGCAAUGUGUCGGCAGCAUCUCCGUCCGUCUGAUUAUUGCAUGCCAACCGCAACCUGUUGCGUCGCCGUCGCAUCGAUGUCCGUCCCGGCCAUAA
Messenger RNA from Eremothecium gossypii ATCC 10895, 930 nucleotides. Its product is annotated as AGR124Cp. The record is from RefSeq and is marked provisional. The transcript has a single exon. NCBI's taxonomy places the organism in Eukaryota, Fungi, Ascomycota, Saccharomycetes, Saccharomycetales, Saccharomycetaceae. The coding region runs from base 1 to 930 and encodes 309 amino acids.